Molecule: messenger RNA, 2827 nt
Organism: Esox lucius (northern pike)
Lineage: Eukaryota; Metazoa; Chordata; Actinopteri; Esociformes; Esocidae
Product: ubiquitin carboxyl-terminal hydrolase 37-like
Exons: 19
Coding region: 185-2281 (698 amino acids)
Biological process (GO): protein deubiquitination; G1/S transition of mitotic cell cycle
Cellular component (GO): nucleus; cytosol
Molecular function (GO): cysteine-type deubiquitinase activity; cysteine-type endopeptidase activity
Source: RefSeq, a predicted model, not a curated record
GAAUACAUAUGAAUUGAUUACUUUCAAAUUGUAGGUAUGUAGUUGUUACCUGGUUACAGGCCACCCAUGAUGAAUUCAAAUUUGCCCAAAUGGAACCAAAGGGCAUUAUAAUGUCAGAUGACAUCACAAAGUCAAAUAAGCUAUAAGAUGUUCAAACCAACACAUAUUCAACAGAAACACUAAAAUGGGAGGAUUGUGCUGUUGUAUGAAGAAAAAGAAGAAUCUUGUUUGUUUACCGAUUCCACCUGAAGUGCUGCCAGCAGAUGCAAGUUUGGUGCCUGCAACCAUUUUGGGAGACCAGAAGAAGAAAGACAGGAAUCAAAUCCAAUGUGAUUUGGUUUUCCUUCCUUCUUCCUCUUUGACACCACUUGCCCUGCUAUCUGGCGGAACUCCACCCCUCUCAAACCCUGGAUCCCCUGCCAAAUCAACCUCCAAUCUGUCCUCCAGAGUCAUCUCAAUCUCCUCCUUCCACCUGUCUUCAGAGGAAGGAUCACAGCCCUCUCCCCCUGUGAGAGAGUCUUGUGUUUCCCUGACUGACUCCACCCUGUCAUCUUCUGACUCCACCCAGACAUCUUCUAAUCCCACCCAGUCUUCCUCUGAUCCCCCCUUUUCAUCACCUGACUCCUCCCACUCAUCUCCUGCCACUCCCCCUGGUCUUCCCUGCCCUUCCUCCCCAGUACACCUAUCCCCUUCUGCCCCCCGGUGCUGUUCUCCCAAGCCCCUGGACCACCAUGGAGAGACCUUGAAAGACAUUGAGAACACCAGCCAUCUGAAGAGCUUCCCAGUCAAAGAGGUGGGAGCAGUUCUUCCACAGGAGAAGACAGUGGUGCCUCAAAUUGUUGCACCUGCAGAGGCCUCCAUUGACAAGAGAGCCUCCUCUGUCUCCCUGGAAAGGCCUUAUGUCAGAUCUGGGGGCCCCCUGGCCCAUCUCUCCAUCCUCUUCAACAGGAGGGGCACCCAGAUAGAGAGGCAAAGAUGCAAAGGCGAUGUCAAAGACAACACCAAGCUCCUUGGGUUGCCCAACAUCGGAAACACCUGUUUUAUGAACUCUGCUCUGCAGUGCCUGUUGGAACUGCCUGCAUUCUGCAGAGUCAUCCUAAGACAGCAGGACAUCUGGAGUUCCUACCCCUCUUCUAAACUGCUCCGCUGUUUUGCUGAAUUACAGACUGCAAGGCUUUCUGAAGGCCCAUCUAAAUCUAGGACAAGGGAAAAGAAGAAAAUCCUUAAAACUGUCAAAAGCUGCCUGUCCAUUGGCCACCAGGACUAUCAGGACAACGAUGAACAGGAUGCCCAUGAAUUUUUGGUGCACCUCCUGUGUCAGCUGAAGGAGGAGGGUAUGGCACUGAAGGAGUCACCAGAACCGUACAUCUGUCCGGUGAAGCAGCUGGAAUUCACACUGAACACUACGCGUACCUGUACCAGCUGUGGAACUGUAGUUUUUGGUCAGGAGAAAUACAACCACCUGUCACUAAGUCUAAGCGCUCACCUGAGACAUAGCCUGGAACACUACUUCAUGCCGUCUCCAUUGGAAUGUAAAUGCUGGGACUGUUCAGGCAGCAUGGCAUCUGUGUCCACCCACUUCUUGACACUGCCUCGGGUGCUAAUGCUUCAUGUGAAGCGGUUUUGUGCAGAUGACUGGGAGCCAAAGAAGGUAGAGGACCCCAUGUUUAUCCCAGAAGAACUUACUCUCCAGGGCCUUUGUGGGGAAACUGUCCAGCCUGGUGACAGUACCAUCGAUUCACAAAGGGUGAGGUCACUGGGAAACAACAGCGUGGUCAACACUCCACCAAACUGCCCUUCUAGUUCAGCUUCAAAUGGUUCAGACCAGCAAGCAAAAGCAGCUGACAGGGAGAAAAGGCAGCAGACAGCCACAGUGAGAUACCAGCCAGAACCUGUUUAUAGAUUGUCAAGUGUGAUCUCUCAUCUGGGAGACAGCUUGUAUACAGAGGUCAAGGGAAAGAUAUUUAUCAGACAAGUUGAUUCAGGUGUGCUAGAUCUUCAAUGUCUGGGCACCCCAAGGAGAGGUUUGAGACCCACUGAAAAAGGCCUAAUGUCAUUCCCUGAUUUUUUUGCUGAACUUCUGGCCACUACAUCACUGAUCUGCUGGACAGCCAUGGUAGUGGAUGGCUCUGUAUGGAUGAUGCACGUGUCCGUAGGACAGAUGUGGCCACUGUACUCAGGACCAGAGCUCACACUGCCUACAUCCUCUUAUAUGUGUGCAGUGGAGCAGGUGAAGGAGACCAGGCACCUAAGAUACAGAAUUAGAAGAGCUUCCAGAUGAAUCUGUCUGACCAAGACCACCAAGGGGAUCAAAAGCUGCAUGAUUUUGUAUGAAGAGUGGACAACUGAGGGGAACUCUGGGGCAGGAACACAAGAUUUAAAGGGUUGCAACCGCUGGGUGGAGAGCGUCUGUGAAACUGCAGACAGAGGAGCUAACAUGAAUAGAAAACAGCUACAAAACAAUAAAUGAGAUCUGAAUAUUUCUGUAUAAUUUAUUAAGACCUGAUACAGAAGUGAGACUGGUGUGGGGUCUUCUCUUUCCUUUCUAGAAACUUUGGGAUCUUCAGACGUCCGUGGGUCUUCAUUUUAAUCAGACCCGGAUCUUUUCCUUUCAGCUGCUUCUGGAUUUUUGACUACGACCCUUGCCUUGGAGACUCACCGACUACGUUUUAAGCCUUCGCCCCUCCUGUACCUUUGCCUGGUUACACAGUCUUCACCCGUGUCUGAACCUGCCUGUCCUCCACCUAGUUACUGCCUCACCCUACUGGAACUAUUACCUGCUGUGUGUGACCCUGCUUGACCACCACCAUUACUGCAUUACCCCUAG